Molecule: messenger RNA, 2643 nt
Organism: Vanderwaltozyma polyspora DSM 70294
Lineage: Eukaryota; Fungi; Ascomycota; Saccharomycetes; Saccharomycetales; Saccharomycetaceae
Exons: 1
Coding region: 1-2643 (880 amino acids)
Biological process (GO): retrograde transport, endosome to Golgi; endosome organization; receptor recycling
Cellular component (GO): recycling endosome; trans-Golgi network; early endosome
Molecular function (GO): protein binding
Source: RefSeq, a predicted model, not a curated record
AUGAGUUCGAGAAGAGUCUCUGGGAUGUCUUCCCAUUCAAGGAAUCUAACUCCCAUGUCAAGAGAAUCUUCCAGCACUGUAAUACAAACCAAAAGUUUCCCAAUUUAUAUUGCAAUUAAUGAAUAUUCUAGACGGAUGGAAGAUGAGUUGGAUUUUAAACCUGGUGAUAAGAUCCAAGUUAUCACUGAUGAUGAAGAAUAUAACGAUGGUUGGUAUUACGGUAAGAAUUUGAGAACUCAACAAGAAGGUCUGUAUCCUGCUGUAUUCACCCAAGAAAUCAAAAUGGAACGAAAAUAUCCUUUGACUAGAGCAAAAUCAACUAAAAGAUCCGUGAGCAACGAUAGCACCACAAGUUUGAGUCAACAGAACGAUUCUCCAACUAGUUUAAGUAACCCAAUCACUGCAGAUAUAGACAACGCAUUGGAAGAGCUGAAAGCAAUGUCACAUUCAAGCAUUGAUGUAAAUGAUAUCACCCAAGAAACAAAUAUUUCAGCUUUAGAUAUUAAUCCAAAUCCAAAUCCAAGUUCAACUUCAAAUCUGAAUCCUGCCAGUGCUUCGUCGUGGUCUCCAGAAGAAGUCACUGAGUAUUUCAUUUCUUUGGGGUUUGAGAAAAAAUUAGCCUCCAAGUUUCAACAACAUAAGAUCUCAGGAAAUAUCCUAUUGGAGUUGGAGUUAUCAUAUCUAAAGGAACUAGAUAUAGAUUCCUUCGGUACAAGAUUCGAGAUCUUCAAAGAAAUUGAAAUAAUUAAAGAAGCUGUGGCCGCAUUAAACAAUGACACUUCUUCGAUAUCGAACAGAUCAAACAAAUUGAUGCCUCCAGCCCAUGUUGACCAAUCUACCCCACAUAAAGGGCAUGCUAGGAAAAAAUCGAAAACAUUAAAUGAUAUCCCUACUCCUAGUCCUUCAAGACAAAUGGAAGGAAGAUCCAUUAAAAAUACAAACUCUUCUUUGAAUAGACCUGUAUCAGCGAUACUUCAUGGAACACCAGGACAAUCUACUUAUGACGAUUUAAGCGUACCUAAAACAGUAGCAGAAGUAGUAGCAGAUAAGAGUUCUUUUGUCUCACCUAGGAGAGCUCCAAAACCACCUUCUUAUCCAAGCCCUGUACAACCUCCAAAAUCUCCAUUGCCUUAUAGAAACAGUUCAACUGAUAUUGCAACGAUGACUAAAUCAACACCAACAAUAACUAAUACCAGUAAUAAUUAUAAUAAUAAUAACGGUUCUAAUACUUCAAGGAAUUUACAAAAUACAAUCAGUUACUCUAGUAGUGGUAACCCACCAGAAUCGUUGGAAAGAACAAUGUCAUCGAACGAUUCAUAUUCUGAAAUGAUUAAUAAAGUCUCAACAAGAUCAACCGCUAAUAAAUUAAGAAAUAUGGAAAAUAUUUCAACAGCAUCCACAUCAUCUAGUGUCUACGGUGAAGAUUCAGAUUAUAAAAAAAACGGUGAUGGGAAAUCAUUUAAAGAUACUUCUUUUGUAUUGAGUCCAAAUAAACAGCAUUUUACAGACAAUGCUGCAAAAUCGUCACCAACUGGUAAAACUUCUUCUACUCCAAAUCUAGUAUCGUACUCAUCCCCAUCAAAACCUCCAAGUUCCAAAAAUGAUUCAAAGGCAAAAGAAGGCAAUUAUGCUAACAUGAGAACUGUUACCCCUGAAGAGACAGACGAUGAGAAGAAGAGAUCUGUUAGUAACGUAAUGAAGGGGACUACAAUGAAGAAAAUGACAUCCAAGGCUGUAACUAAAAAGCAAACUUCUGCAUUCAUGGAAGGUAUACGAACAAUUACUGUUCAAGAUGCUAUGAAAGAUGCAGAUUGUUCUGGUUGGAUGAACAAAAAGGGUUCUGGUACUGUCGGGACUUGGAAAACAAGGUUUUUCACAUUACAUGGUACAAGAUUGUCCUAUUUUGGUAAUACAACAGACACUCGUGAACGAGGGUUAAUAGAUAUCACAGGUCAUCGUGUAGUGCCAGCAAGAGAAGACGAUAAAUUAGUAUCCUUAUUUGCAGCAAGUACCGGUAAAGGUAGAUAUUGUUUUAAAUUGAUACCACCACAACCGGGAUCUAAGAAAGGUUUAACAUUCACACAACCUCGAGUCCACUAUUUUGCAGUCGAUACCAAAGAAGAGAUGAGGACAUGGAUGACAGCAUUGAUUAAGACAUCUAUCGAUAUUGACACUACGGUGCCAAUUAUCAGUUCGUACUCCACACCUACUAUUUCGUUGAGUAAAGCACAAGAAAUGUUAUCAGAAGCCCGUGAAGAGAAUAGACAAAGAGAAGAACAAAGACAAAAGGAAUCUGAUGAACAUAGAAUGAUGUGGGACCAACAACAUCAGCAUGGCAACAACACCAAUAUCAAAACAGAUUUUGAUAAACCAGAAACUCUGAUAUCGGGGUCAACUCAAUUAAACAGUAACACUCAAGAAGAAGAACUCACUGCAUCGUCAUCAUCUAACUCAUCCAACGUAAACACAACAACAAUGUCUUCAGCUGGGUUUUCCAGCCCAUAUUUACUGGCUUCAGGGAUGUCAACUCCAAAUAUCGUCCGUAGCAAUAGUAUGCGUGCUAAAGAAAGAACCCCAAAUGGCCAACAAGAAGAUUACUUUAACCAACCAACAUCAAAAUAUAUGGAUGAUAAUAAAUUGUAG